Molecule: messenger RNA, 2348 nt
Organism: Diorhabda sublineata
Lineage: Eukaryota; Metazoa; Arthropoda; Insecta; Coleoptera; Chrysomelidae
Gene: mRpL49
Product: probable 39S ribosomal protein L49, mitochondrial
Exons: 2
Coding region: 207-731 (174 amino acids)
Biological process (GO): translation
Cellular component (GO): ribosome; mitochondrial large ribosomal subunit
Molecular function (GO): structural constituent of ribosome
Source: RefSeq, a predicted model, not a curated record
AUAUGAGUAUUUAAUAAUUUAAUACUAGACGGUAUUUGAAGAAGUUUUAUAUUUUAUUAUGUUAUAUAAUAACAAUCUUGAUAAUAGUCCUUCAAAAUUAUCAUUUUAAUAAAUAAACUAUUGAAUUUGCUUUAAUACAUAGAUAAAAAGAGUCAUAACAUACAAAUAAAAAAGAAGAAUCUUCCUAGCCAAAAAAUUAAAUAAAUAUGUCUGUAAGGUAUACUUUUAUAAAUAUAUUACGUAAACCUUCUAUAAUAUUUAAUAAGUACAUACAAGUAAGAAAUGGAAGUUACACAGCUUCUCCAUUUCUGGAAGAUGUAGGAGAAAUAACUACAAAAUUUGAAAAAAUAAACGAUCCAAAUGAAUGGAAAUACGUAGAAAGAGCCCUUCCACCAUCAAUAAUUCCCGAACCAAUUUCAAAAGACAGGUCCGCUUCUGGAUGGAAACCACAAGGUGAAAAUUUAAAAGAUAAAGCUUAUUUUAUCCAAAGAACGAAAAAUCACAUGUUACCUGUUUAUUUAAAAAUAUCUCAGGGUGGUUUGAAGCGACAUACAAUCAUUAAAAAAAUCCAGGGUGACAUCAACGUUUUAGAAAAAGAAUUAUUGGAAUUUCUUCAGCCAGAAUCAUUUAAACCAAUAAGAAGCCAAGUGAAUGAGUUUGUGGGUUAUAUUAGAAUAAAUGGUGAUUUUGUUAAUGCUACAAAAUAUUUUUUUGAAAAAAGGAACUUUUAGAAUGAUAAAAUUUUGUAUAGUUUUUUUUUUCAAAUGUUUACAGCAUUUUAAUGUUAUUUUUUUUGCUCCAUAGUUAUGAAAAUAAAUAGAACAAAUAAAUUUUUUAUAUUGUAAAUAAUUAAUACGAGGGUUGUCUACCUGCCUUAUAUUACUGGAAAUAGGUUAUAACCAUUUGACAGUUAAAUUUUAACUUUGGAUUUGGGAGGUGUUAGACCCAACUUCAUCUCUAUCACUGGAAAUAGGUUAUAAUCAUCUAGCAGAUAAAUGAUAACUUGUUAUUCAAGAGUUCUUAGACCUUACUUCAUUUCUAUCACUAUAAAUAGGUUAUAAUUAUUUUAGAGAUGCUUGAUUUGACAUUCGAGAAUUCUUGAACAUACCUUCAUCUCUGUCAUUGGAAAUAGGUUAUAAUCAGAUGAUUUAUAAGUUUUCAUUCGAGAGUUUUUGGUAAAUGAGGUCGGAUGUAAAUGAUGUUUGUUGUGUAGAAAAUUUUUUGCUGAACUAAAUCUGGAUAUAAAUUUCGUUUAUUCUAUUUUCCACCAAGAAAAAGUAUUGAAAAACUUCCAGGAUUUACUGGUCUAAUUAUUUAAAUGCCAUACUUUAUAAGUAUAUAACCCUUUUGAUGUCAAGAUGGCAGUGUUGACCAAAAAAUUUGUAACUUUAUAUAUAGCCCUCGUAUUAUGAGAGUAUAACAAAAUUUGAAAAAUGGUGAACUAAUAUAGGAAAAAAAGGAAUUUAUGUAUCAUCCGAACUUUUAUAAAUAAAACAGGUUAAGAAAAAAAGUUUAUUCAAUAGUUUCAAUAUUUAAAUUUUCAAGUAAUAAAUUGUAUUUUGAAACAAAAUAUCAAAAUUGUAGAAUUUUUUUAAAUAAAAAUAAAUCGAUUUUUGUGAAUUCAUACAAAAAAAUUAGUUUUCGUUACUAGUAGUUAUAUAGAAACAAAUUGAAAUGUUUUUGUAACAUUUUUUAAUGAAAUCUUUGUGACUAAAUCAGUAAAUUAUGUUUUAUACUCAAUCUAUUACUGUUCACCCGUAUUUAACCAAUAAUUUCACUUUUUUCAACAAAUUUUCAAAUAACAUUUGAUUGUACAUUUGAACUACUAUUGCUAUGACUCAUAUUACUGCCAUAAAAUUAAAUUUUUUUCAAAUUAUAGUAACUCCAUUCUACAGAAAUGUGAAAAUGCUUUCGAAAUUAUCAUGAAUGUAAACGAGGGUUUUUCAGAAAACGACUAUUUGAAAAGAUUAAAAAAAUAUAUCAUUAAUCAUUAUGAAUUCAGAAAAAUCAUUGAUAAUAGUUAUCAAACCCCAAUUAAGAUUGACACAUAAAACAAUUUGGUAUGUUUAAUCGAUUUUUUUUUGGAAAUUUACAAUGAAAAAUAAUUUUUUGUUCCAAGUUUUUAUUUUAAAAACAUUUCGAGAUGUCCUUGUAACAUUUUUAAUUUAAUACAUGUGAUAGAAACAAUAAAUUAUGCUUUAUACUUAGUUCAUUAACGUCCAUCCAUUUUAACCAAUAAUUUACAUUUUUUUAUAACUUUUUAAAAUAUAUUUGAUGGUACAUUUGAACUACUAUUGAUAUUAAAUAUAUUUUCGACAAAAACAUAAUUUCAAUCAAAAUGAAUUAUG